Messenger RNA from Fusarium subglutinans, 1599 nucleotides. Its product is annotated as calcium-independent phospholipase A2-gamma. The transcript has 4 exons. Gene Ontology annotation, biological process: arachidonate metabolic process. Gene Ontology annotation, cellular component: membrane. NCBI's taxonomy places the organism in Eukaryota, Fungi, Ascomycota, Sordariomycetes, Hypocreales, Nectriaceae. Bases 1 to 1599 code for a protein of 532 amino acids. The record is from RefSeq and is a predicted model, not a curated record.
AUGACUACUCCGUCUUCUGAAGACUCUGGUACAUUGCAGCACCAAGUCAGCGGAGAGAGUGGUGCCGAAUUUGAUCCUUCGGUUCCUAUUCGCGGACCUGAGCACAUCUCAUACGAAGAAAAGCCAUGGGCCAAUAAGACAAUCCUGUCAUUUGACGGUGGUGGUGUUCGUGGCUACGCAAGUCUGCUGGUGCUUAAACGCAUCAUGGUUCGAAUUCGGGAAUUAGAACUUGGCCACGAAGAGUACCGAGCCCCCAGCAGCGACUUCUAUCGUUGGAAUGGGGCACCUGAAGAGAAUAUCGUCGGCGGCAACCCAGAGCCAGAUCGAGUCGAUAAGUAUCUUCCGUGCCACUACUUCGACUAUAUUGCUGGAACUUCAACAGGGGGCCUGAGUAGCAUCAUGCUAGGGAGACUUCGUAUGUCUGUUGACCAAGCAAUGGACACAUACAAGUCCUUCGGAAACGCGGUUUUUGGGAAACCUAGGGUGUUCCACGAGCGUUCAUUCAUUUAUCCCCGAGCAAAAUUCUCAAGUCGAAAGACACGUGCAGAAUUUCAGAAGAUCAUCUACGAGGCCCUUCAACGAGAAAAGUUCUGCUUCUAUAGUGAGGCAGAAGUUGAGCCACUAAAGUACAGAGAAGAUCGAACCAGAACCAUUGCCAUCUCAUGGUCUAUAAAGAAAGACGGUGGCGUUAGUAAAGAGUUUGUCUGGAGGAGUUACGACAAUGAGCCUAAUCCCAUGGAGCCUAGGGCUAAUCGAUGGAAUCCAUCCAAUGCGGGACCGGCCCAUACAACUGCCAUUUGGGAGGUUGCCCGUGCAACAACAGCUGCCCCAGGGUACUUCGAGUCCAUCAAGAUUAUAGGAAGAAAGUUCCUUGACGGUGGCAUGGCAGCCAACAACCCCUCAUUAAUGGCCCUCAGAGAAAUCCACAACCUUCACGGCUUAGUUCCAGACCUCUUUGUCAGUAUUGGAACUGGUUUGAAGCCUUCCCCAGAUGAUCAGAACAAUGAUGUACCCAAUGGCCACACCGGAACACCAAGAAGAGAUACAGUCAGAGAUGGUGGUCGACGCAAACAAGGCGUGAAGAAGUGGUGGGAGAUAGGCAAAAAUUGGAAGGACUGGAUGGUCGACUGUGAGGGGGGCCCGAUGGGCACCAACGCCUGGCGAGACCGCUGCAAUGUGAUCCAAUUGACAGAUUCAUACAGACUCAAUGUUGAAGGCGAUCUUCACACCGUACCUCUCGAUGGUUGGCGUCCGCCAACCACUGGAAAAGAUACCCUCGACUUUAUCGAAGAACAAACGAGGCAAUAUCUCACUGAGACCAGAGUUGUGGAUUGGAUCAACUCCAUCGCGAGUAAAGCAGUCGAAAUAAGGCGUCAACGCGCUGCGACUGAGCAGUGGGAGCGAUUUGCAGUGGAUGUGAUUUAUCGCUGCAGAGAUUGUGAGAACAAAAAGUAUGACACUAGGGCGCAGUUAAGAGAGCAUCUGCAAAAAGGAACCGCACAUAGAGGAGAAAGGAUCACUGAUGGGAAGCAGCUUGAGGAGAGACUUAACGAUUCUAGGUCCUUUAAGCCUAAGAGAACAGUUGAAACAAGGAGGUGA